CCACAUCCCAGGAGGCCGAGGCGGCUUGCCCCGCAUCUCAGAAGCCGGGCAGGCCCUGAGCCUUCUGACCUCACAUCCUCUGCCACACCACAGUGGAGAAACCAGAACUGGAGGAGCAGCCAGAAUGCAGAGAAGAAAAAAGAGGUUCUCUGCAUGUUUGGAAGUCGGAAUUGGUUGAAGUUGAAGAUGAUGUGUAUCUGAGGCACAGCUCUUCCCUGACUUAUAGGCUUUGACACUGCUGUUGAGGUUUGACUCGAAGCCCAGAGUUUUGGUGUGGAUGAGCAGGGACAAAUUGCUGAGCAUGAAGAAGAGUAAAAUUAAGCAAGUGGAACAUAUGCCCUUUGCCUCUGCUCUGCACAGUGAAAUGAAAAGUCAACCUUU
Molecule: messenger RNA, 381 nt
Organism: Homo sapiens (human)
Lineage: Eukaryota; Metazoa; Chordata; Mammalia; Primates; Hominidae
Gene: HMHB1
Product: histocompatibility minor HB-1
Exons: 2
Source: RefSeq, marked reviewed